Lingula anatina is the source of this 1687-nucleotide messenger RNA. RefSeq names its product microfibril-associated glycoprotein 4. Lineage: Eukaryota; Metazoa; Brachiopoda; Lingulata; Lingulida; Lingulidae. The record is from RefSeq and is a predicted model, not a curated record.
AGUGAAGACCAGCGUCCGAUAGAUCUACAAAAUGUCAGCUUCAAGUGCCCUGAUAGCUCUGGUUGUAUUCUGCUUGUUGACUUCAACAGAAGGACAUUUAAUUCAACGUCGCCAGGUAAACCAAACUGAAACGUCUCCUCAGCAAUGUGCUGUAUCUGACCGGCUGCUGGACAUGUUGCAGAAUGUUGUUCAGACACAGCAGCAGGAACUGAAGACACUAGAUAACAAAUAUGACGACUUACUGGUUACUUUGGAAAGCAAAUAUGACGACUUGCUGGUUAAAUAUACCACAUUAGUUGAAACAACGGCUGAGUUGCAAAUUAAUGUGGCCAAAUGUACUUCCGAAAAGCAAGGAGCUGACGGCAAGGACUGUGCUGAACUCUACAAGAACGGGUUAAAACUAAGCGGAGUGUACACCAUUACCCCCUCUAACGGCCAAAGUCCUUUCGAUGUCUACUGUGACAUGACCACUGACGGGGGAGGAUGGACGGUGUUCCAGAAGCGUAUGGAUGGCUCAGUAGACUUCUACCGUGGCUGGGAGGAUUACAAACACGGCUUUGGUAACUUGAACGGGGAAUACUGGUUAGGAAACGACCAAAUAAACCUCCUAACUCACCAGGGGCACUAUGAACUCCGUGUUGACCUAGAAGAUGCCACAGGGGUGAAAGUUUAUGCUCGCUAUGAUAACUUUGCUGUCUCUUCAGAACGGACUAAUUAUCAGUUAACACUUGGAGCAUAUUCUGGGGACGCAGGUGAUUCCUUAGCCUACCAUAAUGGUGCGUCGUUCUCCACAAAGGACAGAGAUAACGAUACAUAUGAAAAGAAUUGUGCACAGAAAUUCAAGGGAGCCUGGUGGUACAAGGCUUGCCACAAUUCCAACCUUAACGGCCUGUACCACCUGGGUGAUCACAGCUCGAACGCUGAUGGCGUCAACUGGGAGACAUUUAAAGGGGACCACCACUCCCUGAAGUCAACUGAGAUGAAAGUUCGUCCUGUCGGCUUUAAAUCUACAAAUAUCGUCAUCGGUCGCCAGGUAAACCAAACUGAAACGUCUCCUCAGCAAUGUGCUGUAACUGACCGGCUGCUGGACAUGCUGCAGAAUGUUGUUCGGACACAGCAGCAGGAACUAAAGACACUAGAGAACAAAUAUGACGACUUACUGGUUAAUUUGGAAAGCAAAUAUGACGACUUGCUGGUUAAAUAUACUACAUUAGUUGAAACAACAGCUGAGAUGCAAAAAAAUGUGGCAAAAUUUACUUCCGAAGGGCAAGGAGCUGACGGCAAGGACUGUGCUGAACUCUACAAGAACGGGUUAAAACUAAGCGGAGUGUACACCAUUACCCCCUCUAACGGCCAAAGUCCUUUCGAUGUCUACUGUGACAUGACCACUGACGGGGGAGGAUGGACGGUGUUCCAGAAGCGUAUGGACGGCUCAGUAGACUUCUACCGUGGCUGGCAGGAUUAUAAACACGGCUUUGGUAACUUGAACGGGGAAUACUGGUUAGGAAACGACCAAAUAAACCUCCUAACUCACCAGGGGCACUAUGAACUCCGUGUUGACCUAGAAGACGCCACAGGGGUGAAAGUUUAUGCUCGCUAUGAUAACUUUGCUGUCUCUUCAGAACGGACUAAUUAUCAGUUAACACUUGGAGCAUAUUCUGGGGACGCAGGUUUGUUUAUAAGUUAA